Molecule: messenger RNA, 1203 nt
Organism: Neodiprion virginianus
Lineage: Eukaryota; Metazoa; Arthropoda; Insecta; Hymenoptera; Diprionidae
Exons: 1
Coding region: 1-1203 (400 amino acids)
Source: RefSeq, a predicted model, not a curated record
AUGAAUAUAUUGACCAACGGGCUCGAACAAGCGGAGAUUGAUUACGUAAAUGCAAAACUUCGCUUUGAAAGAAUUACUGUUUCAUUUCACGCGUAUGAAGAACACCAUGACGAACUCGCUAUUCUCGAUGCCGAUAACGUACAAAUACAAGAGAUUGACAGUCUCAGAGACAAAUAUUACCGGGUCGCGAGCCGAAUUCAAACGAUGCAAGUAGCUAACGCCGAAAAUAAUAUUACCGCGCCUAUCGGAAAUUCAACGUUCAUAGAGAGACAGAGAUUGUUGAAAUUGCCAGCGGCCGAAAUUCCGAAAUUCGAUGGAAAUCACGACAAGUGGCUAUCGUUCAAGAAUACUUUCAAGUCUAUGGUAGAUUCGCGUACUGACAUAGAUAACGUCAUAAAGUUCACUUACUUGAGAAACGCGUUACAAGGAGAAGCUCUCAACAAAUUAUCAAUCUACGAUCUUAGCGCGGAACAUUACGAGAACGCGUGGAAACUUUUGACCGAUUCUUAUGACCGCAAACGUGUGCUCGUAUCCAAGCAUCUCGAUGCCAUAUUAAACAUUUCGACUAUUGACAACGCCACUUCGACUAAUUUGUCAAAGUUAAUUGACGACAUGAGACAACACAUGAGCAUGUUACAAUCUUUGCAAGUAGAGCCAGACGAGAGAGUCAUCAUCAGAAUAUUAGAAAGGGCAUUGCCAGUGCAUAUUCAUAGAAAAUGGGAAGAGUCUUUGAGCCUGGACGAGCUACCGGAAUUAAACAAAUUUUAUCAGUUCAUUAAUGAGACGAUAUUUAGACUUCGCACCUUUGAACGAGAUGAGUCGCGGCGGGGAGGAAGUAUCGCUAUAAAACGCGGCGGACAUCAAAUUUCGAGCGGAAACAAAUAUCGACGACACGAGUCGGGCGUUCGCGCUUUCAUCACGGGUACCUCAGACUCUUGCCCCAAAUGCAAAGAAUCUCACCCGUUGUUCAAGUGUCCAAUUUUCGAAAAAUUACCGAUCAAUCUAAGAUGGAACGUAAUUAAAACAGCAAGACUUUGCCGCAAUUGUCUUCGCGCUCAUCCCGGGCGUUGUACCGCCACCCAUUGCAAGCGAUGUAACGUUUAUCACCAUACGCUCUUACACGGAGAAUCUGCGACGAAAUUGGGGCAGUUGUCCUACCAGAAAAAAGAUCAAGACACGAAUAAUCCUCAAAAACAUGCAUGA